AUGGGAGUCAACCAGCGCGUCAAGUACGUCCUCCGGCUGCCUUUCCUCACCAAGCGGGCCGAAUUGAAAGGCAAAGCUGUGAUGGACAUGGAAGACGACGCCGACCAUGACGAUACCGACGUCGAAGUCUACGCAACCCCCACAUUCCCCUACGACGAGGGCGAUCACAUACAUGUGGCGGUGAGGACGAAGGAACUUGGCCUAUCCAGCGCCAGCGCUAGCAGCAGCAGCAGCAGUUUUGGGUGCAGAGACAGCAGACGCACGAGGCUUGUGCGCAUUGCGAGCUGGGCCAGCAUCAAGGAUCACUGUCGAUGGACGAUGGAUCAGGAACGGGAGUUAGUCUUUGCGGAGGGGGAAUUGGCGCGAUGUCAAAAGGCUUGGAGCUCAGAGCAGGAGUUGUGGUUGGCAUAUAUCAAAGCCCUACAUGACGAAAAAGAAGCCCAUGAAGACUUCCUCCACCACCGCGCAAAGCAACUCGGUGACGAGCAGCAACAUUUCCGUAAAGCAUGGGACCGUAAUCGACGUCGGUCUUCACAAGAGCAGCAGUCUCCAGUAUCGCCAUCAUCACCACAUCCUUUUCCACAACCACUCACGCUGGCACAGAGGUCGGAUACGGGGAGUAGUAGGUUGGGGCGGUUUAGGAGGUGA
Molecule: messenger RNA, 648 nt
Organism: Aspergillus ochraceoroseus IBT 24754
Lineage: Eukaryota; Fungi; Ascomycota; Eurotiomycetes; Eurotiales; Aspergillaceae
Exons: 2
Coding region: 1-648 (215 amino acids)
Source: RefSeq, a predicted model, not a curated record